Molecule: messenger RNA, 1305 nt
Organism: Talaromyces stipitatus ATCC 10500
Lineage: Eukaryota; Fungi; Ascomycota; Eurotiomycetes; Eurotiales; Trichocomaceae
Exons: 2
Coding region: 1-1305 (434 amino acids)
Source: RefSeq, a predicted model, not a curated record
AUGUCGACUGUUCCCUCGAAUAUAGAGGCUGCCCAGGCCGCCGGCCGGAUUCCGGCGGGCCUCAGCCUGAACUAUCUCGCCGAGUCGCGAGACCGGUCUGCCAAAAUCGCGAUACUCUUUGUCGGCUGCUUGACUAUCGUGGUCGUCGUUGCUAGGUGCUAUGCGAGAGUGUUCUUGGUCAAAAGCUUUGGAUUGGAUGAUGCGCUGGCCGCUUUCACCGUGGUGGGUUUGCUAUUUACUCCCUCGGACAAUGGAACAGGGAUCCUAAUCCUCCUUCGUUCGCAGCUCCUCUAUAUCGCAAUUCUCGCACUCUGUAUAAUCUUAAUUGACCUGGGUAGUGGCCGGCACAUUGAGUACAUUCAGUACAUCCUGAGCCUCCCGCAGGUCAAUCGGACAGAGGUACUCGACUUCGUCAUGCACCUUCUUUAUACAACCGCUCUAUUUGUGUGUCGUCUUUCGGGUCUCGCGUUCUACCAGCGUCUUGCAUCACAUCACUCUAAAAUAUCAGUAGCCAUCAAAGUCGCUACUGGAUUCCUCAUAAUCGCCUAUCUAGCUCAAAUCUUCCUUCUUAUCUUCCAUUGUGUUCCCGUUACCGGUCUCUGGCCAUACGUAUGGCAGCCGGAGCUCAAUGAAUACACCUGCAUCACCUGGGGAGAAGUGUAUUCGGUCAAUUCGGCCUUAUCGCUUACCUGCGAUCUGAUUAUGCUGGUAAUUCCAUUCAUGUUGAUAUACCUACUGCACGUAUCACGAAAGAGACGAUUCCAAUUAUCGCUCAUAUUAUUUCCUGGUGUUAUAGUGCUGGCCAUCUCUUCCGUUCGUAUAUACCUCGUGGUAGUCGGCCAGUGGGCCACGGACGGCAGUUGGGCUUAUAACCCCAUGCUGGCAAUUGAAACUUCUGAGAUCGGUGGGACGCUCAUCGCCCUAUCUAUUCCGGCUCUCAAACCACUUUUUGGAUCAUGGUUUGGCCAUGUCAAGUCAAGUACCAGUGGUCCAACUCCAAAGUCGAGUAGACCGGAGCAUAGUGGCUAUAGCCACAAUAUCUCCCGAGACUUGAAAAUGGGGCAGAAUGGGAAUACUGGAAGUAUUGAACUCAACUCGUACCAUGUGAAUAUUGCCGCCGGACGGAAGCACGCUGCUUCUACUCCGACGAUCAGUGUCAAAGAUGCGCUGGAAAAUGACGGGUCUUCGGAUGAUUUACUCUUAGAUGGAGACGUUCCCGACAGAGCCCAUUCGGCAUUUAGUAGUCGAAUUCAUGUGUCACAGGAGACGACUGUAUCGGCUGCAAAGGCGUCGGAUUUUGCUUGA